Delphinapterus leucas (beluga whale) is the source of this 3596-nucleotide messenger RNA. NCBI's taxonomy places the organism in Eukaryota, Metazoa, Chordata, Mammalia, Artiodactyla, Monodontidae. The record is from RefSeq and is a predicted model, not a curated record.
ACUUUCUGCUCCAGCUGCCGUCGCCGCCGCCGCCGCCGCCGCCUGGAUCGCCACCGCCAUCCCCGCCUCCUCUUCCUCCUCCUCCUCCUCCUCCUCCUCUGCCUCGAAGCGUCGCUUUCUGCAGCAGAGGAGAGAAGUGCUAUGUCAGGAAAGUUCCGGGAGGGACUGGCUGGGGCCAUGCUCCCCGGGCUCUCCCGCAGGCGCCCGCGCGCAGCCCUUUGUAUGAGGCAAAAGGACUGCUAUGGAAGAUGGAAGUCUUUGUGCGUUUUCCAGAGUGUGUUUCCAAGCCCAUCAGUGAAACAUGAUACCGCUGCUCUGUGUUGAAAUACUUGAAGAACACCUACAUCUCUGCCGGCGCCUUCCAUCCUGCUGAAACCAUGGUAUUCUCUGCAGUGUUGACUGCGUCCCAUACUGGGGCAUCCAACACAACAUUCGUAGUUUAUGAAAACACCAACAUGAACAUUACAGUCCCUCCACCAUUCCAGCAUCCCGACAUUGGUUCGCUGCUUAGAUACAGUUUUGAAACCAUGGCUCCCACCGGGAUGAGUUCCUUGACACUGAAUAGUACAGCUGUGCCCCCAACACCAGCAGUUUUAAAGAGCCUAAACUUGCCUCUCCAGAUCAUCCUUUCUGCUAUAAUGAUAUUUAUUCUGUUUGUGUCUUUUCUUGGGAACUUGGUUGUGUGCCUCAUGGUUUACCAAAAAGCUGCCAUGCGCUCCGCCAUUAACAUCCUCCUGGCCAGCCUGGCUUUUGCAGACAUGUUGCUUGCAGUUCUGAACAUGCCCUUUGCCUUGGUCACCAUUCUUACCACCAGAUGGAUUUUUGGGAAAUUCUUCUGUAGGGUAUCUGCCAUGUUUUUCUGGUUGUUUGUGAUAGAGGGAGUAGCCAUCCUGCUCAUCAUUAGCAUCGAUAGGUUUCUUAUUAUAGUCCAGAGGCAGGAUAAGCUGAAUCCAUAUAGGGCUAAGGUUCUCAUUGCAGUUUCUUGGGCAACUUCUUUUUGUGUAGCUUUUCCUUUGGCAGUAGGAAACCCUGACCUGCAGAUACCUUCCCGAGCCCCACAGUGUGUGUUUGGGUACACAACCAAUCCAGGUUACCAGGCUUAUGUGAUUUUGAUUUCUCUCAUUUCUUUCUUCCUACCCUUCCUGGUGAUACUGUAUUCGUUUAUGGGCAUACUCAAUACCCUUCGGCACAAUGCCUUGAGGAUCCAUAGCUACCCUGAAGGUAUAUGCCUCAGCCAGGCCAGCAAACUGGGUCUCAUGAGUCUACAGAGACCCUUCCAGAUGAGCAUUGACAUGGGCUUUAAAACACGUGCCUUCACAACCAUUUUGAUUCUCUUUGCUGUCUUCAUUUUCUGCUGGGCCCCAUUCACCACUUACAGCCUUGUGGCAACAUUCAGCAAGCACUUUUACUAUCAACACAACUUUUUUGAGAUUAGCACCUGGCUACUCUGGCUCUGCUACCUCAAGUCUGCAUUGAACCCACUGAUUUACUACUGGAGGAUUAAGAAAUUCCAUGACGCCUGCCUGGACAUGAUGCCUAAGUCCCUCAAGUUUUUGCCGCAGCUCCCUGGCCACACAAGGCGACGGAUACGCCCCAGUGCUGUCUACGUGUGUGGGGAACAUCGGACUGUGGUGUGAAUAUUGGAACUGCCUGACGUUUUGGGUGAUGGUUGUUCUUUAUCUGACUUCGAAUUUUUUUCUCGUGGCUUCUCCACUUAAACUAUAUUGUUUUUCAUAGGGUGUGUGUGUGUGUGUGUGUGUGUGUGUGUGUGUGUGUGUGCAGUGUGAAGAAAGAAUGGUGAUUAGUUAUAAGUCUGUUACCAAGGAUACACAAUAGGGAAGUGAUCACACGUGUUACCUCCAGGGUUCAAGAGAAAUCCUUGAUUUAGGGUGGGGAGAUGGUUUUCUGUUCCUUUGAUUGAUUUUGUUUUUCUAGUAGGAAUCAGGAUUGUGCUUUAUUGAGCCUGCAGUUACAGUGAAUUGUAGGUAUUCUGUAUGCUGCUAAGAUGCUUUGUCGAGUUUAUCAAUUAUUUUUUUCUGGAAGACACUGCUGCUUUUUGCCAUCACAUUGGAGCCAAAAGCCACAUACAUCUCAGUAGAUAAAUAUUUAGUUUUAUUUAAAAAAAUAACCCAAGGGGGUUAGUGACAUUCUAAAGGUCAUGAAUAUUUACUUUGGUGCACUUUAAGAAACAAUGUACAAACUAAUUCAGUCAUGUUUUUCAGAAUUGUUUUUAUACAUGACAUGUUGUGCUUUAGGAAACAUUGUAUUAUUUUUAGGAAGAUAGUUUUUUUAAAAUGUUUUGUCUGUAUGUACAGUUUUAAAGGAGGGAACAUAAAAAUGAAGAACUUUUUCUAAGCACAAUAGUGAUUCUUUAGAGCGGUAGGGCAGAGUUGAGAUAGAGCACCCUUGCGAAUUUAAAUGGGAUGCAGUGAGGCUGUGGCUGGUGCGGGCUGUGGCGAUUCCUUUUACCCAAGGAUUCUCUGAGUCCAGUGGGGAGAAGGGCACCAUUUACUAGACGUCUGCCAUGUGCCAGGCCCUGUGCAUCAUUUUAUCCUCACAGCAUCCUGUGAGGGAAGUAUUAUUUCUUCCUUUUUGCAGAUGAAGAAGGCAAGUCUCAGAGAGACUAAAACCCUGCCCAAGGUUAGUGGUAGAGCUGGGAUCCAAAACUCUGUCCGAGUCCUGAGACUGCAUUUCUACUGUACCACACGGACACCUCGUUCAGGUUCAGGUUUGGACGUUUCAGAGUCAAGAGGGAACUAUGUGUAUCCUUUCAUUUUCUUUUAGACUAAAACCUUCUUUUUAAAAAUAGCUUCAUUUUUUGUAUUACCAAAAGAAAUGUGAAACCAUUACAGAAAGUCUGGAAAAUAGAAAAGAAAAAAUAAAAUCAUUUAUAACUACCUUUUUAGAGCGGAACUAAAAAUCUUAGGUAAGUAAGGGUAUAAGGAAAUAAGGCAAUUUUUUGGUUUGCAAAACAAGUGACAAUUACUGAGAAGUUAAAUACAGCUGUAUAUAGGUCUUUGCCCUGUGGGUUUAGAUGUUACCAGUUGUCCAGAUGUGUUUCUCAAUGUUCUGGACAGAACAGCAUUGUUGCCCCAGUGCUUGCCCAGAGCAGAGCUGGCUAUUGAAGAAUGUGAAUGUGCUCAGAGGUGUGUUUCCUGUAAAGAGGUGAAGAUAAGCCCUGGUCUGAGCCUAGAGCAAGUUUUCAUUAAGGCAGGUCUGGGGUUUCGAAUUAUUUUUCUCUUGAUGAUGUUCUGCCUCUCCCCCACCCCAGGUGCAACCAGGGCCUUUGGUGCCCUUCUCUCUCUAGUCAUGGGAACACGUUAUAAAACAUCCCCCAGGGAUGGAGCUUCAGACUAUGGCCAUAAGUGCUGAAAGUGUAGCCUCUUGGCUACAUCAUGGGCUUUAUAAAUAGGCAAGUUAACCUUGAACACUUUUUGGAUUUAUAGCAUGUUUUCAGAAUUAUAGUGCUUUGUGACCAGUGGGAAAUUAGCCACUUUUCUUCAGUUGUACAACCAGAGAGUUGGACUAGAUGAAUCUUCAAGGUCUUGUCCAACUCUAAUGUGAGAGUAGAGAUUUUUUUUUUUUUUUUUUUUUUU